Molecule: messenger RNA, 309 nt
Organism: Protopolystoma xenopodis
Lineage: Eukaryota; Metazoa; Platyhelminthes; Monogenea; Polystomatidea; Polystomatidae
Source: the annotation of a GenBank genome assembly
AUCAAAUGCAUUGUUAGGCGUCUUCUGCCUUCCGCCCUAGCGCUACCUGAAAAACGUCUUCGCAGUCUGGCUGCAUAUGCAAUUGCCUGCAUCGCCCAGACAGAUUGGCCUGAGUCCUGGCCUGAUCUCUUCGAGGUACUUGCAGGUCUCCUACUUCGACAGCCUGGUGAUGCAGUUAUAUCCCUCUCCACCGCCACGAGCUCGGAUGUAGAUUCAGUUAACGAGCUGCCCGCUAUUCACGGAGUUAUGCGCGCUCUUUCAGGUCUGAGUCUAAUUUCCUAUAAGCACUUUCGAAAUUAUGAUACCUAA